This is a messenger RNA of Daphnia pulicaria, 1680 nucleotides long. Its product is annotated as periodic tryptophan protein 1 homolog. NCBI's taxonomy places the organism in Eukaryota, Metazoa, Arthropoda, Branchiopoda, Diplostraca, Daphniidae. The record is from RefSeq and is a predicted model, not a curated record. The coding region runs from base 110 to 1579 and encodes 489 amino acids. The transcript has 8 exons. Gene Ontology annotation, cellular component: nucleus. Gene Ontology annotation, molecular function: protein binding. Gene Ontology annotation, biological process: rRNA processing.
UCGUUUAACGAUUUUUUGGUAUUAGAACGACUGCUAAUUUUGCCAAAAGUGCAGACGACUUGGUCAUCAAUACACACGUGUAAAACGUGUUUCGACUUAAAUUGACAAUAUGGAAAACGAGGAAGAUAUCGAACAGGCCAGCUUAAACUUUAUUCCAUGCGUGGCUUGGAUUCGUCGGGGGGUUGCUAAAUUAAAUCCCGAAAAGGUUGAGCUCACUAAAGAAGAGCUUGAAGCAUUAAUUGGCAAAACAAAAGGAGAUCUGGCUGAACUCGAUGAAGAAGAUAAAGAGGAUGACGAGGAAGAUAAAGACAUGGAAGACGGAGACGACAGUGGUGUCAAAGAUACUGACCAGCUAGACGAGGAAGCAGCAAAGGAGAUGGACGAAGAUGCUAAAAUUGCAGCAGAAUAUGGACUAGAUGACUAUGAUGAUGAUGAUGACAAUGUUCUCAUGGGAAUUGAAAACUUGGCUGUGUUCUCUGAUGAGAAACUAGAUCCGUAUGUCACAAAGCCAGAAGAUGAGGACAGUGAAGAAGAAGAGGACUUUAACCUAUUACCUACUGACAAUCUGAUCGCCGUUGGGCACGUUGAAGGAGACGCUGCCAUUCUGGAAAUAUAUGUUUAUAACGCCGAAGAAGCCCAUUUGUACGUCCAUCAUGAGACGUUCUUGCCAGCUCUUCCUCUUUGUAUGGAAUGGAUAGAUUUCAAUCCAACCGAAACAAAAGCAGGUAACUACUUGGCCGUUGGUAGCAUGUCUCCUAUUAUCGAAGUCUGGGAUGUGGAUAUCGUGGGCAGCUUGGAACCUGAAUUUCGACUGGGCAAAAAGAAGAGUCGCAAGAAGAAGAUUGAGGGUGUCGGUCACAAAGACGCUGUCCUCAGCCUGUCGUGGAACAAGCGCGUCAGAAACUUAUUGGCCAGUGGAUCAGCCGAUAACACAGUCAUGUUAUGGGACAUGACCAAUCAGGUGGUUGCUUCUACGCUGCCCCAUCCGGAGAAAGUUCAGAGCCUACAGUUCCAUCCCUUCGAGAUCCAGACGUUGUUGACGGGCUGUUGCGACCAGGUUGUUCGCGUCUACGAUUGCCGUAGCGAGAGCUUCAAGAGCUGGACCCUCGAGGGUGAAAUUGAACGCGUUCUAUGGGAUCACUUCAAUCCCUACUGCUUCUUGGCCAGCACGGAAGCUGGUCACGUCUACUACAUGGACGCCCGCAACGAUGAGAAACCGCUGUGGCAGUUGAAUGCCCACACGAAAUCGUGCACCGGUUUGGCUCUCAGCUCGCAAUGUCCAGGCUGUCUCGUCACAGCCUCUCAAGACAAAGACUUCAAGGUCUGGGACAUUCAGUCUGGCAAACCUAAUUUUAUUUGCGAGCACGAUUUCAAGAUUGGAGGAAUUUACGUAGCCACUGCGUGUCCCGACGCUCCUUUCGCCUUCUGCAUGGGAGGAGACAACCGUAGCGAAAACUUCAAAGUUUGGGACAUUCGACAAAGCGCCGCCGUUUUGGACAGAUUCGAAAGGCGGCAAUUGGUUCAACCGUUAAUCCAAACAAGUCCGUCAGAACCAGCAACAACAACCAACCAAUCAUAAUUUUCGGGAAACUCAUUUUCCUUUUUUUUUUUUUUUUAACACAUUGAUAAACUAUUGGAUGGUACGGAUAUGAAAAACAAAUAAAAUUUUUUUUUGCUGAC